This is a messenger RNA of Trichoderma asperellum CBS 433.97, 1558 nucleotides long. RefSeq lists its product as uncharacterized. NCBI's taxonomy places the organism in Eukaryota, Fungi, Ascomycota, Sordariomycetes, Hypocreales, Hypocreaceae. The record is from RefSeq and is a predicted model, not a curated record. Gene Ontology annotation, molecular function: oxidoreductase activity; FMN binding.
GGCAUCCCAAAGCACAAAAGAGUAUAUAAUAUAUAAUCCUUUAACCAAAGACACCGUCUUAUCAGCCUUCACCAUGGUGACAAAGAGAUUUUCUUCAGCUGAAAAGGUCGACCCUGCGCCUCUUGGCCAGCCGCUGACCUUUGAGUUCAGUGGCAAAACGGCUAAGAACCGCUUUCUCAAGUCUUCCAUGUCUGAGCAACUGUCAAGUUGGGACGAGAAAGAUCCAGCAAAGAGAGGAAUCCCCUCAGAUGAGCUCAUCAAUUUGUACAGACGAUGGGGUGAGGGUGGAUAUGGAGUCAUCCUUCUCGGCAAUACCAUGAUCGAGGUCGACCAACUGGAGAUUGACGGAAAUCACAUUAUUCCUUCAGAUGCACCUUUUUCCGGAGACCGAUUUGAGAAGUUCAAGGAGCUUGCUUCAGAGUCCAAGAAGCAUGGUAGUCUUGUAUACCCUCAGCUUAGCCAUCCCGGUCGACAGGUUCAAGAAGCCAUUCAGCCGAAUCCAAUCUCCGCUAGCGACGUGCAGCUGGUGAUACCUGCAAUGGGGACCUUUGCCAAACCGAGACCGAUGGAGAAGGCCGACUUUGACAGGGUCAUUAACGAAUUUGCUCACGCGGCUGAGUACAGCUACAAGGCUGGAUUCGAUGGCGUUCAGCUGCAUGGCGCACACGGUUAUCUCUUGGCCCAGUUCCUAGCACCGUCAACUAACAAGAGGACCGAUGAAUACGGCGGCUCGCUGCUCAACCGGGCAAGACUAAUCUUCCAGAUUGCCGAUGCCAUCCGCGCUCGCGUUCCUGACAAGGCCUUCAGUCUCGGCAUCAAGCUUAACAGCGUAGAGUUCCAGCAGGGUGGCUUCACCCCUGAAGAAUGCAAGGAUCUCUGUGUAGAGCUUGAGAACAAUUUUGACUGGGUCGAGCUUUCAGGCGGCACAUACGAGGAGUUGGCAUUUACGCAUAGAAAAGAGUCUACCAUCAAACGAGAGGCCUACUUCCUCGAAUUCGCCGAAUUGAUCAUCCCGCAUCUGAAGAAGACCAAAGUGUAUGUCACUGGCGGUCUGCGCUCGGCGGCUGGCAUGGUCAAGGCCCUAAACUCGGUGGAUGGAGUCGGAUUGGGCCGACCAGCUGCUUACGAGCCUGCGCUGCCGCAGAGAAUCCUUGACGGUGCUGUGGAUGGUGCAGUGCAGCCAUUUUUCGACGAGAACGAUACUGGCUUAGGUCUUCUUGCAGCGAAAACCGAGAUGAAACUUGUUGGCCUUGGUCACGAACCCCUUGACUUGAGCAGAGAGGACCACCAGAAGGUCUUUUCGGCCGCACUGAGCAAAUGGUCUGGCCGACUUGGUCCUCUAGAUAUCGAAGACUUUGACUUUCAGCCUUAUGGCACUGCCUAUGCCUAGGCCAAAUUGAUGGUGGGCGCCUUGAGGGGAGUUUAAUUGUACAUGAGCACACAAGAUAUAUAAGCCUACAUGAGAUUAACAUACUAUUGGAGAGAAAUAAAUGUAUGCACAUAGGUAAUCUAGUUGCUUGGAGCGUUUGCCUACAUAUGCAGCUACUGAUUUUCCCGC